CUGAUGUAGCCGUGUUUACACGAGCACGCACGCGGCGGGCAAAUAUGAAAGCAAUGCCGCAAUCAUCAGCAGGGCAAAGACUCCUAUAUACAAGUUAACGCGAUUAACGCCAAUUUUUGACUACCAUUAAGAUAAUUAAUUUGCGGCGAAUAGAGGAUCGAGUCCGUAAUCGGCGAUUCCGUGUGUCAUGUUGAACUAGAGUGGCAUCAUCGAAAUGUCUUGGUGUGUGAUGCUUUUGCUGUGUGCGUGCGUGCUCUGCUGUCACGCGACACCAGUGAAACCAGACGAUGAGUCUCAGCAGACGACGAGCCAGGAGCGAUUAACUUAUAUCGGACACAAGGUAGUGCGCAUGACGCCGACAAAUUAUGACCAGGUGGAAUUCCUUAGAAGCCUUAUGGAUCAGGCUUUACCUCUGGAUUUCUGGAUUUAUCCGGGGAAUCCAGGACGACCGGUCGACAUUCGGAUUCCUCCGACAGUUUACGAUAGCGUAAUCAGUGUACUUAAACAGCACGGACUAAAUCCAUUGGUUCUCAUCGAUGACGUCCAGAAACUCGUGGAUGAGGAACGUUUAGAGAACCUUGCGACGAAGGCAGAGAGCCGGCAUCGGUUUAUUCGUAGCGCCGCCGGUAACGAGGUCGACGGACGUGUCGAGGCGGAAAUACUGACUCCGUACAACCCCGUCUACUCGCUGAAUCCUUCACCGAACGACAGCCAACAAUUCAUGCUUAACCAUUACCACACGAAUGACGAGAUCAACGGAAUGGUGUUGGAGCUGGCGGCUAGCAGUCCAUUUGUGACAGCAUCCUCCAUCGGGACCUCGUACGAGGGGAGGCCGUUGACAAUAGUAAAGAUAACCACUCCAAGCAAUGACCGUAGUUUAGUGAAGCCGGCAAUAUUCCUUGAAGCAGGGAUGCAUGCCAGAGAGUGGAUAGGUCCUGCCGUCAUUAUCUACUUUAUCGCUGCCCUGGUGAAUAACUACAACGUGGAUCCGAACGUUAGAGCGAUAGUUGAUCACUUCGAUUGGUACCUGAUGCCUGUAUCAAAUCCUGACGGAUACGUUUACACUUUCCAGUGGGAUCGGAUGUGGAGAAAGACUCGUUCGCGAACGGAGGAGCAGGAUGUGAGUUCCCGGCGCGCCUGUGCGGGAGUCGAUCCGAACCGUAACUGGGACACGCACUGGGGCGAAAGAGGAGCGAGUCACAAGCCCUGUUCUAUCAUCUACGCCGGUCAGGAAGCUUUCUCGGAGCCUGAGGUAGCAGCCAUGGCCAGGUUUCUCAUGGGUCGCAAAAGUCGAAUCAAGCUAGCGAUAGACUUUCACAGCAACGGACAAAUGUGGCUAACCCCGUAUGGAUACACGAGACGUUACCCGAUGGACUUUGAGGCACAAUACAUGCUGGCCGUGGAUGCGACCGAUGAGCUGUGGAAAGUGAAUAAUACGAUUUACAUCGUCGGCUCCGUCGCCAACAGCAUCUAUCGAGCCAGCGGGGACAGCAUCGACUGGUGGUACGAUGUCGCCGGUAUCAAGUACUCGUACGGAGUCGAACUUCCCGGGAAGGGCUAUCACGACUUCAUCCUGCCACCUUCGCGCAUUGUGCCCGUGGGGGUCGAGACGUUUGAAGCUAUCAAGUACAUGGCGCUAGAGGUCAUGAGGGAGGCGGUCGAAAGAGAGUAGCGGCCUGCUCCGUGUAUGCACCCUACACAGCGUCCUCCGUUAACCACCUUCUUAGUCGUAGGUACGUACGGUGAGCAUGCGUGUACGUAUGCCCACAUGUUCCCACAGCGCGAAGACGGUUUGUUCCACUCGAUUCCUUCCACACUGUGCGACCGACACCAGGGUUCGGCGAACCUAUGUAAGUAGUCAUAUUAAGUGAAUGAAAUGGCAUUUGUUUGCAAAUAAAUUCACGUUAUAUCCGGCCAUUUAUGAAAACGAGUCGGUGAGAUGCACGUGAAAAACUUACUAAAUUAUUAUUCUAUUCUAAUGGCAGCGCGUAAUAAUGUAUUGUGUGGCUAAAUAAACGAUAUGCGAUGGUGGUUACGGUCAUGUGUCGAUUGUAGGUGCUUACGACAGAAGGAUCAAGAGAUUUGUUGUAUAUACGGAAUUUAAGAUUAGAUGGGUUGUCUUUUAAGCAGCAAUGUAUUUGAUGGGACAACUAUUGCAUUUUUUGUGUGAGAUAAAAAGGAGCGCGCGCUCAAACGGUGAAGGUGGCCGAGUCGAGUGUGGGCGAACAGAACGUAUAUAUUACAUUCUUCAUGCUGAUGCGAAUGAAUAGUCUGUAUUAUAAUUACUUGUAUAUUCUUAUAAGAUAAAAAUUGCGAACAUCUCGAUUUAUUUAAGUUGUUUUUAAAUUGAACAGCUACUGCAUGGUUAUAAGUGAUGUGGCUCUCACUCAGCGAUUGUUAAAUAAUUGUGCUUUAGACGUUCACGCAGCUUUGUCCAUGUUAGUUUGAAUAAAGUUAUACGUGCAUAACACA
Messenger RNA from Priapulus caudatus, 2472 nucleotides. Its product is annotated as carboxypeptidase B-like. Gene Ontology annotation, biological process: proteolysis. The coding region runs from base 215 to 1672 and encodes 485 amino acids. Gene Ontology annotation, molecular function: metallocarboxypeptidase activity; zinc ion binding. The record is from RefSeq and is a predicted model, not a curated record. The transcript has 11 exons. NCBI's taxonomy places the organism in Eukaryota, Metazoa, Priapulida, Priapulimorpha, Priapulimorphida, Priapulidae.